GACCAUCCGUAAUCUAAUCUUGCGACGGGCGGCGCAAAUAAACACGAGGACACAAGCAAAAUGAUCCGUCAGUCCGUCACACAGCGGCCAUUCCAGCUACAGCCACUGUGUCGCGUAUCAAUUAACGUUUCACUUUCUCGCAUCAUCUACUGUCUCAACUUGUAACUCUGAAGGACCAUUCCCUGUGUUGUCCACCACAAACAUCCGAUUUAUUUUAAGGAUAUAAAGAUUUUUACUCUCAGACUUAACAUUAUAAUCCUGUAUGGUCGUAACGGAAUCCAUACAUUCAUAAAGCUUAAUCCAAAUAGCAAACAAUUUAUCACUUAACAUAACUAUUACCCAAGUCAAGAGUUACUAGAGGUACAACUUUGCUGCCGAAAAGUGCUAAACUUGCGGAACAGCACCGCCGCCUAAUGUCACUAUGAGGGCAUUUCAGACACGACAAUCAGUUUUAUUGCAUUUUAAUGGUCGGUA
Molecule: messenger RNA, 474 nt
Organism: Spodoptera exigua (beet armyworm)
Lineage: Eukaryota; Metazoa; Arthropoda; Insecta; Lepidoptera; Noctuidae
Source: the annotation of a GenBank genome assembly